CCUCUUGUUCCAGGGCCAAACCUAGACCAGUAGUGGAUUUUACUCUACGGUUCAAUCUGUUGUUCACAUCAGACAUGGAUUGCAGUGCUCCCAAGGAAAUGAAUAAACAGCCACCCAACAUCUUGGAGGCAGCGGUGCCGGGCCACCGGGAUAGCCCUCGUGCACCUAGGACCAGCCCAGAACAGGAUCAUCCUGCUGAGGCCCCCGCGGCCGCUGUCCAGCCGCUACGUGUGCCCAGGUCGGCUUCCACCGGCGCCCAAACUUUCCAGUCUGCGGAUGCGAGAGCCUGCGAGGCCCAGCAGCCUGGAGUAGGGUUUUGUAAACUCAGCAGCCCCCGGGCACAAGCGACCUCCGCGGCCCUCCGGGACUUAAGCGAAGGGCACAGCGCACAGGCCAAUCCCCCUUCCGGGGCCGCUGGGGCUGGCAACGCUCUGCACUGCAAGAUUCCAGCUCUGCGUGGCCCGGAGGAGGACGCGAACGUGAGUGUGGGCAAGGGCACACUGGAGCACAACAAUACCCCAGCCGUGGGCUGGGUGAAUAUGAGCCAGAGCACAGUAGUGUUGGGUACCGAUGGCAUCGCGUCGGUGCUCCCGGGCAGCGUGGCCACCACUACCAUACCGGAGGACGAGCAAGGGGAUGAGAAUAAGGCCCGAGGGAACUGGUCCAGCAAACUGGACUUCAUCCUGUCCAUGGUGGGGUACGCAGUGGGGCUGGGCAAUGUUUGGAGGUUUCCCUACCUGGCCUUCCAGAACGGGGGAGGCGCUUUCCUCAUCCCUUACCUGAUGAUGCUAGCACUGGCUGGCUUACCUAUCUUCUUCCUAGAGGUGUCCCUGGGCCAGUUUGCCAGCCAGGGCCCUGUGUCUGUGUGGAAGGCCAUCCCAGCUCUGCAGGGCUGUGGCAUCGCGAUGCUCAUCAUCUCUGUCCUCAUAGCCAUAUACUACAACGUCAUCAUCUGCUACACGCUCUUCUACCUGUUUGCCUCCUUUGUGUCUGUGCUGCCCUGGGGUUCCUGCAACAACCCGUGGAACACACCAGAAUGCAAAGAUAAAACCAAACUUUUACUAGAUUCCUGUGUUAUCGGUGACCAUCCCAAGAUACAGAUCAAGAACUCUACUUUCUGCAUGACGGCCUACCCCAACUUGACAAUGGUUAACUUCACCAGCCAGGCCAAUAAGACAUUUGUCAGCGGGAGUGAGGAGUACUUCAAGUAUUUUGUGCUGAAGAUUUCUGCGGGGAUUGAAUACCCGGGUGAGAUCCGGUGGCCCUUGGCCUUCUGCCUUUUCCUGGCUUGGGUGAUUGUGUAUGCAUCGCUGGCUAAAGGAAUUAAGUCAUCAGGAAAGGUGGUGUACUUCACAGCCACGUUCCCUUAUGUUGUCCUGGUCAUCCUCCUCAUUCGAGGAGUCACCCUGCCUGGAGCUGGAGCCGGCAUCUGGUACUUCAUCACACCUAAGUGGGAAAAACUCACGGAUGCCACGGUGUGGAAGGACGCGGCCACUCAGAUUUUCUUCUCUCUGUCUGCGGCCUGGGGAGGGCUCAUCACUCUUUCCUCUUACAACAAAUUCCACAACAACUGCUACAGGGACACGUUAAUUGUAACCUGCACCAACAGCGCCACUAGCAUCUUUGCCGGGUUCGUCAUCUUCUCUGUCAUCGGCUUCAUGGCCAACGAGCGCAAAGUCAAUAUUGAGAAUGUGGCUGACCAAGGGCCAGGCAUUGCAUUUGUGGUUUACCCAGAGGCCUUAACCAGGCUGCCUCUCUCUCCAUUCUGGGCCAUCAUCUUUUUCCUGAUGCUUCUCACGCUUGGACUUGACACCAUGUUUGCUACCAUUGAGACCAUCGUGACCUCCAUCUCGGAUGAGUUUCCCAAGUAUCUGCGCACACACAAGCCUGUGUUCACCCUGGGCUGCUGCAUCUGCUUCUUCAUUAUGGGCUUCCCUAUGAUCACACAGGGUGGAAUCUACAUGUUUCAGCUCGUGGACACCUAUGCUGCCUCCUACGCCCUUGUCAUCAUCGCCAUAUUUGAGCUUGUUGGCAUCUCCUAUGUGUAUGGCUUGCAGAGGUUCUGUGAAGACAUCGAGAUGAUGAUUGGAUUCCAGCCCAACAUUUUCUGGAAAGUCUGCUGGGCAUUCGUCACACCGACCAUUUUAACUUUCAUCCUUUGCUUCAGCUUCUACCAGUGGGAGCCCAUGACCUACGGCUCUUACCGAUACCCUAACUGGUCCAUGGUGCUUGGAUGGCUGAUGCUUGCCUGCUCCGUUAUCUGGAUCCCGAUUAUGUUCGUGAUAAAAAUGUAUCUGGCUCCCGGGAGAUUUAUUGAGAGGCUGAAGUUGGUGUGCUCGCCACAGCCCGACUGGGGCCCAUUCUUAGCUCAGCACCGUGGGGAACGCUACAAGAAUAUGAUCGACCCCUUGGGAACUUCGUCCCUGGGACUCAAGCUGCCUGUGAAGGAUUUGGAACUGGGCACUCAGUGCUAGUCCAGUCGUGUGGAUGGUCCGGUAUUACUCCCGGGCUUCCUCUCUGCCUCCCCUUCACACUUUCCCCCGAUUUAUUCCCAAUUUUCUUCUUUCUCCCCACACUUCGGUUCACAGCUGUGCAUGAGAGUGUUCCAUAGAAAAGUAGGACAUAGUGUAGC
Molecule: messenger RNA, 2632 nt
Organism: Mus pahari (shrew mouse)
Lineage: Eukaryota; Metazoa; Chordata; Mammalia; Rodentia; Muridae
Gene: Slc6a5
Product: solute carrier family 6 member 5
Exons: 16
Coding region: 75-2474 (799 amino acids)
Biological process (GO): sodium ion transmembrane transport; glycine import across plasma membrane; synaptic transmission, glycinergic
Cellular component (GO): membrane
Molecular function (GO): glycine:sodium symporter activity
Source: RefSeq, a predicted model, not a curated record